Asparagus officinalis (garden asparagus) is the source of this 1953-nucleotide messenger RNA. Its product is annotated as probable zinc metallopeptidase EGY3, chloroplastic. NCBI's taxonomy places the organism in Eukaryota, Viridiplantae, Streptophyta, Magnoliopsida, Asparagales, Asparagaceae. The transcript is spliced from 6 exons. The record is from RefSeq and is a predicted model, not a curated record. Bases 141 to 1832 code for a protein of 563 amino acids.
UCACUCCUCUCCCUCCUCCCACACAAGAGAAGCUUCACAAAACUUCUAGAUCCUCCCUCUUCAAACCCCCAAAAAUCCCUCCUUUCUCCUCCAAACUCCGUCAUGAAAAUCUCUCUCACUCUCUCACCAACUUCAGCACCAUGUCCUCCCUCCUCCUCACUCCUGCCCUCUCUCUCAGGCCCAACAACCCACCUCGUAUCUCCUCCAGGCCCAAUAGCAAAAGCCCACUUCUUCUUCCCUUCCCUCCUCCCUCCAAACUCCCUUUCAAACCCUCUCCUCUCCCUCCUCCGAAGUUCUCUGCUCAGGAUCAAGAAGAGCAAACCAAACCGAAACUGCCCUCUUCUUCGGUCGCCGUAGCUCCGGACAACGAAAAGCCCGUUAGAGAGGAGGGGGAAGGAGAGGUCCGGGAGCAGCAGCAGCAGGAGGCGGAUUGGAAAACAGAUGAGGAGUUCAAGAAGUUCAUGGGGAAUCCAUCCAUCGAGGCCGCAAUAAAGCUCGAGAAGAAAAGGGCUGAUAGGAAGCUAAAGGAGCUCGACAAUGAGGUCGGCGACAACCCCCUUGCUGGGUUCUUUAAGAAGAGUGUCAAGGAUAGGUUGCAGAGGGAGAAGGAGAGGUUGGAGAAGGCGGAGGAGAGUUUCAAGGCUUUGGACCUUAACAAGUUGAAGAGUUGUUUUGGGUACGACACAUUUUUUGCGGUGGAUGUCCGGAGAUUUGGGGAUGGAGGGAUUUUUAUUGGGAAUUUGAGGAGACCCAUUGAGGAAGUGAUGCCCAAAUUGGAGAGGAAGCUCUCGGAGGCUGCAGGGAGAGAGGUGGUUCUUUGGUUCAUGGAAGAGAAGGCAGAUGACAUCACAAAGCAGGUUUGCAUGGUGCAACCCAAGUCAGAAAUAGAUCUUCAGUUUGAGUCUACAAAGAUGAGCACGCUUUGGGGAUAUGUCAGUGCAACACUUUUAGGGGUUGCAACUUUCGGAACGAUAGCUCUAAUGAGCGGCUUCUUUCUCAAACCAGGAGCUACAUUUGAUGACUACGUAGCUGAUGUUGUCCCUCUUUUUGGUGGCUUCCUCACUAUCUUAGGUGUUUCUGAGAUUGCAACCAGGGUAACAGCGGCUCGCUAUGGUGUCACACUCAGUCCAUCAUUUCUAAUCCCAUCAAAUUGGACAGGAUGUCUUGGAGUAAUCAACAACUAUGAGUCACUACUACCAAACAAGAAAGCCCUGUUCGACAUUCCUGUUGCCCGAACAGCUAGUGCAUAUUUGACUUCAUUAGCGCUUGCGAUCACUGCAUUUAUCUCUGAUGGCAGUUUCAAUGGAGGAGAAAAUGCUCUAUUUAUAAGGCCGCAGUUCUUCUACAAUAAUCCUUUGCUCUCUUUCGUUCAAUUGGUGGUCGGUCCUUACUCUGAUGAGCUUGGUAAUGUCCUUCCUAAUGCUAUUGAAGGUGUCGGAGUGCCUGUGGAUCCUCUUGCUUUCGCUGGACUUCUAGGAAUCGUUGUGACAUCGCUGAACCUGCUACCAUGUGGAAGGCUUGAAGGUGGGCGAAUAGCUCAGGCUCUAUUCGGUAGGAGCACUGCAAGCUUGCUGUCUUUUGGGACCUCACUACUCCUUGGUAUCGGUGGCCUCAGUGGUAGUGUCCUUUGCCUAGCCUGGGGUUUGUUCGCUACGUUCUUUCGUGGCGGAGAGGAAAUACCCGCCAAGGAUGAGAUCACACCUCUCGGUGAUGAGCGUUUUGCUUGGGGCUUUGUUAUUGCUCUUGUUUGCUUCUUGACUCUCUUUCCAAAUGGUGGGGGUACGUUCUCGAGUUCAUUCUUGAAUCCUCCAUUCUUCAGGGGUGAUGUAUGAACAUCUUAGGCUUGUUUAGAUGCAAAAUGAGUAUAUAUUGGUACGUCAGUUUGUAUAUAAUGUUUCUGUACGAUAUGAAGCCGAGCGUGUGGUAAUGUUGAAUAAGGUAUCUUCUUUAUGA